Penicillium subrubescens is the source of this 1098-nucleotide messenger RNA. RefSeq lists its product as uncharacterized. Lineage: Eukaryota; Fungi; Ascomycota; Eurotiomycetes; Eurotiales; Aspergillaceae. The record is from RefSeq and is a predicted model, not a curated record. Bases 1 to 1098 code for a protein of 365 amino acids. The transcript is spliced from 3 exons.
AUGAGUACCAUUCAAGCACCCGUGACCCAGGCGGUCACUGUGAGUCUCAAAGAAUUAGAAGAUGGAACCGUUUCCUUCGACACCCUCACCGAGGCUUUUGGCCCCUCGUCUCUCGGCAUCAUCAUCGUGAAAGACUUGCCCCAGAAGUUUACCCAACUCCGUGCCCAAACCCUCUCGCACGCAUCUUAUCUCGCUGCCCUCCCAAAGUCGGAUCUAGAAUCCCUCGAAAGCCCCGAAUCCAACUACCUCGUCGGCUGGUCCUGCGGCAAAGAAACUCUCAAAUCAGGAACCUUCGAUACCCUCAAGGGCUCCUACUAUGUCAACUGCGCCUUCUACCAAGACCCCUCCCUCCAAAAUGCCCCCGCAGACAACUUCCCCGAUCUGCCCCAGUACACGGCGCCGAACAUCUGGCCGCCAGAACGCAAAUUGCCCAGUUUCAGACCGAAUGUCGAACAACUCUGCUCCUUGAUUAUUGAUACUGCGGCGCUGGUGGCGAGGGCUUGUGAUCGUUAUGCGGAGGCGAAUAUUGAGGGGUAUAAACCGGGUUAUUUGGCGCAUGUGGUUAAGACGAGUCUUACGACGAAGGCGAGGUUGUUGCAUUAUUUCCCUGCGGACGCCACCUCCUCGGAUGAUGGGGAGAAUGGGGAGGGUGAUUCUGCUCCUGUCGAGGACGACGACUGGUGCGCCACGCACGUCGACCACGGCUGUCUAACUGGCCUCACAUCAGCAAUGUUCCUCGACGAAGCAGCCACCCUACCCAUCCCAGACCCAACACCAACAACCUCCCUCCCCGAACUACCCCAAUCCCCCGACCCAGCAGCCGGUCUAUACAUCCGUUCGCGCACGGGCACCGUGGUGAAAGUUAAUAUCCCCAAGGAUUGUCUGGCCUUCCAGACGGGUGAGGCGUUGCAGUUGAUUACGCAGGGUAAGUUCCGGGCUGUGCCGCAUUUCGUGAAGGGGGCCAGGUGUGUGGGUGGGAAGCAGCGGAUUGCGAGGAAUACGUUGGCUGUGUUUACGCAGCCAAAUCUUGAGGAGGAGGUGCAGGAGGGAUUGACUUUUGCGGAGUUUGCGAGGGGGGUUGUUAAGAAGAAUUAUUAG